This is a messenger RNA of Rana temporaria (common frog), 487 nucleotides long. Its product is annotated as 60S ribosomal protein L36a-like. Gene Ontology annotation, molecular function: structural constituent of ribosome. Gene Ontology annotation, cellular component: cytosolic large ribosomal subunit; ribosome. Bases 1 to 441 code for a protein of 146 amino acids. Gene Ontology annotation, biological process: translation. The transcript is spliced from 2 exons. The record is from RefSeq and is a predicted model, not a curated record. NCBI's taxonomy places the organism in Eukaryota, Metazoa, Chordata, Amphibia, Anura, Ranidae.
AUGGCCCAGUUUGAUGUCUUCCUCCAUGGUGCAGAGAGUGCCAACACCACCAAGGCCAGGAGGACGGAGAUCCUGUCGCAGAUUGCGGCUGAUGUGAAUGGGUUGGGAUAUGAGGCCAAGAUAGUGAACGUCCCGGAAACGCGCAGAACUUACUGCAAGAAAUGUGGGAAGCAUCAGCCUCAUAAGGUGACCCAGUACAAGAAGGGGAAGGACUCCCUCUACGCCCAGGGAAAGAGGCGAUACGAUCAAAAGCAGAGCAGUUAUGGUGGGCAGACCAAGCCAAUCUUCCGUAAAAAGGCCAAGACCACCAAGAAGAUUGUACUGAGGCUGGAGUGUGUCGACUCCAACUGCCGAUCAAAGCGGAUGUUGGCUAUUAAGAGAUGUAAGCACUUUGAGCUUGGAGGAGACAAAAAGAGAAAGGGACAAGUCAUCCAGUUCUAAGCUGCCGCAUUACUUUUGAAAAUGAAAUAAAAUAUUCAAAAUUCAA